Molecule: messenger RNA, 2692 nt
Organism: Pistacia vera
Lineage: Eukaryota; Viridiplantae; Streptophyta; Magnoliopsida; Sapindales; Anacardiaceae
Product: kinesin-like protein KIN-6
Exons: 20
Coding region: 1-2448 (815 amino acids)
Biological process (GO): microtubule-based movement
Cellular component (GO): kinesin complex; microtubule
Molecular function (GO): ATP hydrolysis activity; microtubule binding; ATP binding
Source: RefSeq, a predicted model, not a curated record
AUGGCUCUAAAGCACUGGAUUAUACAUUAUACCUGCCGUAUAACUCAUGCAUCACCCACAAAGUUACAAGAAAUUUCUUCUUUCCCCAUCGAUGAAAUCCUCUCCAUGCAAAUUCCGCAAUCCAAUCGAUCAUUAAUCGAAAACCUAAAUGUGUUUCUUCGUAUCAAGCCACAAAAAAUUGUUGAGAAUUCUAGGCCCAGAAGUAAAAACGUUUGGCCCCAAAAUCCAGCUAAGAAGAAAGCACUGAAAGAGAAAAAUGAGAAGAAAAAAAGCGAAGCUUGUGUAACAGUUAAUGAUCCUCAUUCCGUGACACUAUCACCUCCGUUGGCCUUGCAGGCGUCUAAACGGAUAAAGUCUGAGGUUUAUGAAGGCUUUUCCUGCGUAUUUUCCGCCAAUUCAUCACAGGGUGAAGUGUACGAGAGGAUGGUGAGUCCUUUGGUGGAGGAAUUUUUAACAGGUAAAAGUGGAAUGUUGGCUGCACUGGGACCUAGUGGCUCUGGCAAGACUCAUACAAUUUUUGGCACACCCAGGGAGCCCGGUAUGAUUAUGCUUGCGCUACAACGGAUUUUCAAAAAAACUACCGAGAGUUCUUCUGAUUCGCCAAGAUUCUACCUAUCUAUUUUUGAAAUAUACUCUGAAAGAGGGAAAGGGGAGAAAAUGUUGGAUUUAUCCCCAGAUGGAACAGAUCUGAGCAUGCAGCAGUCAAGUAUUAAAGGUCUAAAGGAGGUUAUCAUUAAUGAUGCAGCACAGGCAGAAUCCCUGAUAGCUUGUGCAAUGCUGAAACGUGCCACAGCUACUACAAAUUCAAACAGCCAAUCAAGUCGGUCACAAUGCAUCAUUAACAUUCGCUGCACUGGGAACAACCUUGACCGAGAAGGUUUCAUUCAAGAAAAUAAUUCUGUCUUAACUAUUGUAGAUCUUGCUGGAGCUGAAAGAGAGAAAAAGACCGGGAAUCAGGGUUCAAGAUUGCUUGAAAGUAAUUUUAUCAACAAUACAUCAAUGGUUUUUGGCCUAUGCCUUAGGUCAUUGUUGGAGCACCAAAAAAAUCCCAAGAAGCCUUUGCAGAAGCACUUCCAGAACUCUUUGUUGACUAGGUACCUGCGAGAUUAUUUGGAAGGAAAGAAGAGGAUGGCACUGAUUUUAACUGUAAAAUCAGGAGAAGAAGACUACCUUGAUACUUCCUACUUGCUCAGACAAGCUUCACCAUAUAUGAAAAUUAAGUUUGAUAAUGUUGAGGACGUGUCCAACAUGGUCUGUAACAAGAGACCUCUUCAAACAUUAUCUAGAAUUGAGCAGCCCAAAAGAAUGAAAGUUAGUGGUCCUGAAGCUUCUUUGAUUGAAGAAAAGAGCAUCGGGAAGAAAGACAAACUUCCUGAUAAAGAGGCCAAAUUUGACACUAAGGACUGCACACCUCUAAAUUUUGAUUAUGUUGAUUUGGCAAAGAAAGAAAGAAACAAUCAGAUCAUGCAAAAUUUUGCUAAGGCUUUAUGGAGUGUUUUGAAGCAGCACAAUGAAAAACUUAAGGUGGCAGAAAUUGAAAUAGAGAACCUCAAAGUAAAUCUAAGCAAUGAAAAGACAAGAAAUCUUGAGCUAGUUAAAGAGCUUAAGGAUUUGAGGUCCUGCUGUACUUGUACCAAGGAGAGUUCAUCGGAGACAACUUUUGCUAAAGUACUUACCAAGUUUGAAUCUGAAAUAGAAUUAGAGGGAAAUAAAUUUAGUGAAGUUUGUGAGAUCAAUGUGGAUGCUUAUUCACCAAACCAAAAGGAACCAAUGUGCAAUCUCAGUCCCAUUGUUUAUGAUCCCAGUCCGGGACAGAAACAAGAUCUACUAUCUCAGGGGAGAUGUUCUACUCUUGAAGUGGUCAAUACUUCAUCACUUUCCGUUGAAAACUCUAAUGAUCCGAAUUAUCAGAACGAGCCAGAAUGCAAAACACCUGUUCAAGAGUGCCUGUACCAGACAUCUGAAAUCAUUUCUAGAAAUGAUGAGGAUUUAAACGAGUGUGACCACACGGCAGAACGUAAUCCUCCAAAUCUUGAUAUGGCAGAUUUUGUGGUUAGCUCUUCCCAGUCUCAUGUCAUUGUUAGUGAUGACGCCUCUUCAUCAGUGGAACUAGUUCAAUCGCAAAGUGAGAAGGAAGAGGAAUCAUUGCAUUCAUCAAUGUCCCCAAAGCAAGUUGCAUCUGCAAAAGGGAGCAACAAAGUUUGCCUACCACAUAAUGAACCAAGUCUAGAUACUUACGAAAAACCUUUGAAUAUGCAGAAACCGAAAAGGAGACUUUUGCCUGCCUCAUCCAUCUUACUGAGGGAUAUGAGUGCCUUUGAUGUUGAGGAUGAGAUUGAAAAACCAAAGGGGAAUAGAAAUGCGAAGAAGUUAGAGGCUAAGGGAGGGAAAAGAACUGAAGGUAGCAUGUCUUUAUUGCGGUUGCUUAAGAACAAUCUUAAUAUCUAGAUAGUCACUUAUUAUAAUUGUAAGAAAACUCAGCUUUUGUAAAGGUGGGCCAUUUUGUUUGACGGGUCUGUGCUAUGAUUUGAGGUGAUAUGUAAUCUAAAACAGUUGAUGCCAAUACACUUUUGGACUGAAUUUUCAACUGUGUUGUCAUGCGCAUGCUGCACUCUCUUAAGCACGCAUAGCCAUUGGUGUUCAAAUUUGAGAUUUGUAAAGUUUUCUUACUGCUUGUUAAGAUACUGUUAGU